Molecule: messenger RNA, 1250 nt
Organism: Cylas formicarius (sweet potato weevil)
Lineage: Eukaryota; Metazoa; Arthropoda; Insecta; Coleoptera; Brentidae
Product: proteasome assembly chaperone 2
Exons: 1
Coding region: 145-834 (229 amino acids)
Biological process (GO): proteasome assembly
Cellular component (GO): nucleus; cytosol
Source: RefSeq, a predicted model, not a curated record
AGAAAAAACAUCAUUUCAUUUAGUAUGGUCGAAUGGCGACCAUCACCACUUAAAAAUAAGAUUUUUUGUGAUAUUAACCACACUUUUUAAAACUACUAAAUUUGAAAGUGUAUAAUCAUCAAUCUAAUAAGGUCUCUGUGCAUAAUGACUUUAAUUAAGUUUAAAAGUCCAGUGGAUUUGUCUGAUUACGCCUUAAUAAUACCGACAGUUUCAAUAGGCAACGUGCCGCAGUUAAUGGUGGAUUUGCUCAUAACAACAUACAACUUUUACAAAAUCGGACAUCUUUGGCAUUCCGCUUUGGUGCCAUUGGUAGGGGCUGAUCCGUAUUAUGCGGAUAACAAUGAAAUAUGCACAGCCUGUGAGCUUUACUACUCCCCUGAGCUGAAAUGGGCUACUAUUCAGUUAAGGUCAACAUUGGAAUCUAAAAUGACUUUAAAAUUUCUAAAUGACUUAUGUGAUGAAAUUGUAAAAAUAAAUUUUAGCAAGGUAGCAAUUUUAUCCAGCGGUUUUGAUUACGAACUGAAGAUAAACCAAGAAAAAUUCUUCAUAAAAAGCAACAGUGACAUAUUCAAAAUACACAAUAUUCAGAAGGAAGGACAUGUUCCCGCAAAUGGAUGUGGAUUUUCCUUUAAGAUGUUUAACUUGCUCUCGGAAAAAACAAAAUGUUUAUUAUUAAUUAAAUUCGUUUCUGAAGGCGACAAUAGACCAGACGCUGUGGCAAUGCUGGAAAAAGUGUUAAAAGUGUUUGAUUUCAGUGAAAACAAACGAGGAUUAGUAGAACCUAGUUCUUGGAAAUUUGGAUUUGGUGGUUAUGCUCCUCUUGGUAUAUUCUAAUAAAUAUUUAAGAAGUAACAGAUUAAAUUAAUUUUAUGGUCCAAACAAAUAGAUUUAACAAUGUUAACAUUUUUAAUGAAAUAUAAUUAACUCAUAUUUGUGCUAUUCAUUUACAUAUCUAUCAAAAACAAAUUUCACCAGCAAAGGGUACAAUCAUCCUUAUUCAGGAUGGAAGCAAUUUGAAACUCAGGAAGAUGUAACUGGACAAUAAAAGUGCAGCCACGAGAACUGUGAACCUUAAAAAGAAGUUAUUCAUGUACAAUAUUUAAAUAAACUUUAUACAUACAUUGAUACUAUAAUAAACACGACUUUUAAAUCUGCAUUGUAGUCGUGAACGGACAUGCUAUGCGACAUUCUUGACAGAUUUUUUGUGUUUUGAUUGUUAGUUUGAUUUUAUUAAUUAACGAAGCCAGCAC